This is a messenger RNA of Cyprinodon tularosa, 3272 nucleotides long. It is a transcript of the gene ece2b, whose product is annotated as endothelin converting enzyme 2b. The transcript has 19 exons. The record is from RefSeq and is a predicted model, not a curated record. Gene Ontology annotation, cellular component: plasma membrane. The coding region runs from base 149 to 2446 and encodes 765 amino acids. NCBI's taxonomy places the organism in Eukaryota, Metazoa, Chordata, Actinopteri, Cyprinodontiformes, Cyprinodontidae. Gene Ontology annotation, molecular function: metalloendopeptidase activity. Gene Ontology annotation, biological process: protein processing.
AGAGGAGAGAGCAGAAACACGUCCUGAUCCCGAUCCUGGUCCCGGUCCAGCUGCAGCGCGGAUCCCGGAGCAGGUCAGAGCGAGGCAGAGGACAGGCGGGAGGAUGGGCCGGCCGUAGCGCUGCUGCUUUCGGGCUCGCAGCUCCAGGAUGAGCGUAGCGCUGCAGGACCUUCGGAACACCAUGUCCAGCUACAAGCGAGCUACGCUGGAGGAGGAGGAGGGCUCGGACACGCCAGCUGAGGCGGCCUCAUCUCCUGACAGAAUGGAGGUUGGCUUCAGGAAGGGUGGUGUGGACAUCCUGGGUAGGAGGACUCAGUUGGAGGUCCUCCUCUCAGUCAUGCUUCUCGCUGCUCUGCUGGCUCUGCUCGCCUGUCUGGUGGUUCUGGGGCUGGGAUUCAGCUCAGACAGUGGGCGGGGCCUUUGCCUGUCAGAGGCAUGCGUCACUGUGGCGAGUCAGAUUGUUGAGGCGAUGGACCGCAGCGCCGACCCCUGCCAGGAUUUCUACCAGUUCGCCUGCGGCGGAUGGAUGAGAAAGAACCCACUGCCUGACGGACGCUCGCGCUGGUCCACGUUCAACAGCAUAUGGGAGCAGAACCAGGCGCUCCUCAAACACUUACUGGAGAAUGGGACGUUUAACGGAACCAGCGAAGCAGAGAGGAAGACUCAGUCCUACUACCUGUCCUGCCUCAACACACAGAGGAUCGAAGAGCUCGGAUCUCAGCCUCUCAUGGACCUAAUAACCAAGAUCGGCGGCUGGAACAUGACCGGUCCGUGGGAAAAAGACAACUUCAUGGAGGUUCUGAAGAUGGUCUCUGGUCCGUACAGAGCUCAGCCGUUUUUCAGUGUGGGAGUCAGCACCGAUCCCAAAAACUCCAACAGCAACGUUAUCCAGGUGGACCAAUCAGGGCUCUUCCUACCGUCCAGGGACUAUUACCUCAACAAGACGGCCAAUGAGAAGGUGCUGGCAGCAUACCUGGAUUACAUGGUGGAGCUGGGCACGCUGCUGGGGGGCGAGAAGAGCUCCACCCAGCUUCAAAUGCAGCAGAUUCUGGAGUUUGAGACGGCGCUAGCUAACAUCACCGUCCCCCAGGACCAGCGGCGAGACGAAGAGAAGAUCUACCACAAGGUCACCAUUGCAGAGCUGCAGCUGCUGGCUCCAGCCGUGGACUGGCUAGACUUCUUGACUUUUUCUCUGGCUCCUCUGGACCUAAACGACACAGAACCAGUGGUUCUGUAUGCCAGAGAGUACCUGCAGCAGGUGUCCGAGCUCAUCAACAAGACCGACCGCAGUCUGCUGAACAACUACAUGAUGUGGACGUUGGUUCAGAAGGGAGUCGCCACUCUGGAUCAGCGCUUCGAGAAUGCUCAGGACAAACUUCUGGAGAGUCUCUACGGCACCAAGAAGAUGGAGUCAUGCACGCCGCGUUGGCAGACCUGCAUCGGGAACACAGACGACACUCUGGGCUUUGCUCUUGGAGCUCUCUUUGUCAAGGCAACAUUUGACAAACACAGCAAAGAGAUUGCAGAGGACAUGAUCAAUGAGAUCCGCUCUGCAUUCAAAUACGCUUUGGACAGACUCAGUUGGAUGGAUGAUGAGACAAGACAGGCUGCUAAGGACAAGGCAGAUGCAAUCUAUGACAUGAUUGGUUUCCCAGAAUUCAUCCUGGACCCCAAAGAACUGGAUGAUGUUUACGAUGGGUACGAGGUGUCGGAUGACAGCUUCUUCCAAAACAUGUUGAACUUCUACAACUUCUCAGCCCGAGUGAUGGCCGACCAGCUGAGGAAGACUCCAAACAAAGACCAGUGGAGCAUGACUCCUCCUACAGUUAAUGCCUACUACAUGCCCACUAAGAACGGCAUCGUAUUCCCUGCUGGGAUCCUGCAAGCUCCUUUCUACGCCCACGACCACCCUAAAGCAUUGAACUUUGGUGGCAUUGGGGUGGUGAUGGGUCAUGAGCUUACCCAUGCCUUUGAUGAUCAGGGUCGUGAGUACGAUAAAGAGGGUAACCUGAGGCCGUGGUGGCAGAACUCCUCAGUGGAGGCGUUCCGUCGUAGAACAGAGUGCAUGGUGGACCAGUACAACCACUACACCGUAAACGGGGAACCAAUCAACGGAAAACAGACACUUGGAGAAAACAUUGCUGACAAUGGGGGACUGAAAGCAGCUUACCAUGCGUACAGAUCGUGGAUCAGGAAAAAUGGAGAGGAGAAGAGGCUUCCAGCCGUGAACCUAACAAAUGAUCAGCUCUUCUUUCUAGGAUUUGCUCAGGUAUGGUGCUCAGUUCGCACACCAGAGAGCGCUCACGAGGGCCUGGUGACCGACCCUCACAGCCCCCCCAAAUACAGAGUCAUCGGCACUCUGGCCAACUCUCCGGAAUUCAGUCAACAUUUCCAAUGUCCAGAAGGGACGCCCAUGAACACCGGGAAGCGCUGUGAGGUCUGGUAGAGGACCGGCAGUGGCGAUGGGGUUGGUUAAUCGGUUCAAUCCACAGGUUGACCGUUAUUAUAGUGUCUUAGGUUCUGCACGACCCGUUGCGUUCACAGCCCAUGUGUAAUCUUUAGUUCAUCAGUUACUUGGCGACGAUCAGACUAUCUUCCUGUCUGGAAACCGAACAGCUUCAACAGACUUCAGAAACGUGACGAUCCGAUGAUGAUGGUGAUGAGGCCACAUGGGACAGUGUUGCUGAUGUUUGCUUUAUCCCCAUUAAUGGGCUUUUAAGUGUAUGUUUUUUUAUGAGGGGUUUCUGUAUCUUCGUCUGUGACAUCACUGUGAUAACCUCACACCAUACUGACCCAUUACUUCACCCAUGUGUAAGGAAGCUGUCGUUUGAUUGGCUGGAUGCUGGAAAAUGAAGAUAUCCAAGGAUUUAAAUACUCUAUCUGUACAUUUAGAGGUUUUAUUUAACACCAAAUGGCUUUAAUGUUCAAAUAUACAUGUAAUGUUCCUUUAAUCCCGCUGACAGCCAAUUAAAUGUAAAGUAUCUGACAGUCUUCUGGCCAGAAUCAUAAAUUGAUGAAUUUUGUCUGUUUUUCCACAAAAAAAAGUCUAUUAUCAUCAAUCGAACAUUUUCAGACAAUCAUCUUUGUUUCAUCUGCUGCCUUGAAUUCAAGUGGAAUUAUUCACUAUUUUAUUGGUGCCAAUUUUAAGGUCAAAUCUCCACAGUUGAUUCCUUUAGUCUACUUUAUGUAGUUUCCCUGUUAAACCCAGAAACAAUGUGCCAUGAUCCAGAAUGUUGCCUUCAAAGUCUAAAAUAAAGUGUUUAAAUAUAAAA